Helobdella robusta is the source of this 633-nucleotide messenger RNA. RefSeq lists its product as hypothetical. NCBI's taxonomy places the organism in Eukaryota, Metazoa, Annelida, Clitellata, Rhynchobdellida, Glossiphoniidae. Gene Ontology annotation, cellular component: cytoplasmic vesicle. The coding region runs from base 1 to 633 and encodes 210 amino acids. The record is from RefSeq and is a predicted model, not a curated record. The transcript has 2 exons.
AUGAAACUGCUGUUUGGACUUGUCCUCUUGCUGUCGGUUGCCUUAGGGAUCCACGCAGCAUCCAAGCGAAAUAAAAUCAUAAAACUUGAAAUUUUCAUUUCAGCAGAACAAAAUGUUGACGAGGGAACGCCAGCGCUAGGUCCCCCUCAAGCGUCAGCGUCAAUUACAAAAGUCGACUCUUCCACCAACACCACUACAGACUUCAAACAGGACGCUGCACCUACGACAACCACAGCCGCUCCUCAGAACGACAACACGACUGCUGCCGCAACGGGAAAUGAAGCUGGAGUCACAGCAGCAGCUGUUGCAACUUCAAAUGAAACACAAAUACUCGAAGUUUCGACUCAAUCUCCUCCAUACAAUUUAAAUACUGAAAAUAUAAAUUCCGCCAACGAUUCCACAAGCCCCAACGACAACAAAACCGACUCGGCUACUACGGAAAUCAUACCGACAACAGUAGCUCCUGCAGAGAACGCCACAGGGACUAACCCAGGCCUCCCGGCCAAAAAUGAGGGUAGACAUUUUGAUUUGACGUCAUUUUUCGGAGGAAUUUUGCUGUGUUUCUUUAUAGUAGCUCUCGUCCUCCUUGCCAUCAAGUGUUUCGGAAAGAAGAAAGAUUACCAGCCGAUGUAA